Didymodactylos carnosus is the source of this 651-nucleotide messenger RNA. Lineage: Eukaryota; Metazoa; Rotifera; Eurotatoria; Philodinida; Philodinidae. The record is from the annotation of a GenBank genome assembly.
AUGGAAAUCGAACCCACAUCUCUCCAGUUACAUGUCAGAGGGACAGACGAAGUAUGGAUUGCAACAGAAGGUACUACAUGUCAGUUUGAGUCUAUAAUGGAUUUUAAAAUUAUACCAGAUAUCGGUGAAGAUCUGUUUGUUGUUGAACAACCAUUUCUAGUCCUGGUAGACGAACCAGAGCAGUUAUUGUUAGAAAAUAGUGCAACUAUCAAUGGUACAUGUAUUGUUACAAUCAAUAUAGAAAAUAGGAGGCUGAAUGAUAUAAAAUUUUAUCAUCAAACAUUUGCUAAGUAUUAUUGUGCAGAAUGUUUUCUUGCCAUACUCAAAGAAAAAUUUGAUGACCACAGUGUUUUAAAUGACUGUAAACCAUUUUUGAUCAUUGAAUUAUUUAAAGAUCAUUUUGAAGUUGUUUAUUUAUGUAUGUAUUCAUAUAUUUACUGUUCUGAUGCUGAAUAUGAUCCUGUACUAAUGUUUAAUUGGGAAAUUGCACAACAAUCUUGGUUAAUUAAACCAGAUAGAAAAGAUAUUAUUAGAUGGGUUUUGUAUUAUGAUGAAACAGCUAAAAUAUGCGAGAACGAAAAUUCGAAAGAAUGUCUAAAGUAUUAUGUGAAUAUAAUAAUGAAUUUAAUCAAACUAUUUUUAAAGAUAUAG